Messenger RNA from Paramecium octaurelia, 1827 nucleotides. The record is from the annotation of a GenBank genome assembly. Lineage: Eukaryota; Ciliophora; Oligohymenophorea; Peniculida; Parameciidae.
AUGUAAUAAUAAGACGAUAGUUAAACAUAAAAAGAAGUGACCAAACCAAAAAAUAAGGCUAAGAAAAACAAAGAACGACUCAUAAUGAAUGUUUCCAGUACAAAUGAUCAAGAUAUCUUUUUUUAGGUUCUUAAUACCCUGUGAUUCGGUAUGUUGGUAAAAAGAUGUUAAAUUGGAAAAUUUAGAAAGAGGAGAAUGGUACCAAUUGGGAUGUUUGGUGGACUGAUGGUGCUGUAUUCUCAGAUCUCUUGGGGAGAAUGAAUGGUAAUCAAUUAAUCAAACCAUUUAGCCCAUCAAAAAGUUAAUCAUUUCCCUGGAAUGUAUAGUUUAGCUCGCAAAAAUCAUCUGGGAAGGAACUUAAUGAAGAUGCACAAAUAGUUUCCUAAAGCAUAUAAUUACUUCCCUUACACUUGGUUAUUGCCAGCAGAAUUAAGUGAUUUCAGAGCAAAUAUUGGCAAGAACAAAACUUUUAUUAUCAAACCUGAGGCUUCAUGUCAGGGCAAGGGAAUAAUGCUGGUUAAGGAUUCAGAAGGUCUUUCAAUUCAUGAACACUAUGUCGCUUAAAGAUAUUUGAGCAAUCCUUAUUUGAUUGAUGGUUUAAAAUUCGAUCUUAGAAUCUAUGUAUUGUUGGCUGGUUGUGAUCCUUUAAGAAUUUACAUCUUUAAAGAAGGUCUUGCUAGAUUUGCAACUGAGUAAUACAAGAAACCUGGUAAAGACAAUUUGGAUAAUAUCUGUAUGCAUCUCACGAAUUAUGCUGUUAAUAAGGAUAACGAAAACUUUGUAUUUAAUUAGAGUGAUUAAUAAAUGGAUGUUGGUCAUAAGAGAAGUAUGACAAGUGUUUUUGAAUUGCUCAGGAGUAAAGGUGAAAAUGUUGAUUUGUUAUGGAAUACAAUAAAAAAGAUGAUGAUUAAGACAUUCUGUGCUGUGUAGCCUAUUCUAGCUCAUUAAUAUAAAUCCUGCCAACCUAAUAAUCAUAUGAACAAUAUGUGUUUCGAAGUUUUAGGCAUGGAUGUUAUCUUGGAUCAUAAGCUAAAGCCAUAUUUAUUAGAAGUUAACCAUUCCCCUAGUUUUACAACAGACACUCCUUUAGAUGCAACCAUAAAAAGGUCAUUGAUUUCAUAGUCUUUGAUUUUAAUGAAUUGUACUUGGAAGGCUAAAUAGGAAAUUAUAAAUUAAGAAAGACAAAUAUUAUAAUAGAGAAUGUUGACAAAUAAACCAACCAGGUUAACAUUUGAGGAGAGGCAAAAACUAAUAAAGUAGUGUUAAGACAUGAGAGAUUAGUAUGAAAAUUAGAAUCUAGGAAAUUUUGAAAAAGUCUACCCAUUAGAAUAAUAUGAGGAGGAGUAUGAGAAAUUUAUAGAGUAUGCAGGAUAAUUAUACUAAGAAUCAACAGGAGCAAGUAAAGCUUUAAAACAAUUACAAUAAUAGCAACAAUAACAAUAAUAUUAAUAAUAACAUUAACAAUAAUAAUAAUAAUCAUCUAAAAGAAUUGAAAAAACUGAACUCAAAUCAGAAAUCACUUUAAGAAAUUUAGAAUACAAAUCAGAAUCUAAAAUUUUAGAACAAAAAACAGAAUUUGUUAGAUUAAAAAGUGAAAAAUCCUCUGGUAUGAAAAGAAUUUUAAAGAAGGAGUAUUCAACAGCUCUUUUAGCUGAUGAAACUAUCAGAAACAUUAAAUUUACUGGUUUGAAACCUCAAUAAAGAGCUUUAUUAAAGUAGGAAACUGUGAGGAAGAACUUUAAACUCCCUGUCAGCUAAGGUACUUUUGUCACACCGAAAUUAUUUAUGAUUAAUGAAAACAAUAAAAAUGGCAAUAAUCCCUUUUGA